UUUGGGCCCGCUUCGCAGUCUUGCGAGUGAGUUUGAAGCAUCGUGUCUGUGUUGUGUGUGACCAAUAAAAUAUAUGACCUUUCCCGCGUCGAGCGCGCUCGCGAGCCUGAGUGCCAGUGCGUGUUGUGUACUCGACCAGUGAGCCGUGCAGUGACAAUGGUGGUGAAAAUAAGCAAAGUGCCUUUCGAGGAAGCCCUUAAUAUGACGGGCUUCAGCAAAUUCAACCUGCUGAUGUUCAUGCUGUGCAGCAGCGUGAUCGUCGCGAUGGUGUUCGAGAUAUACUCCGUAUCCUACCUGGUGCCAGCCAGCGUCUGCGAGCUGGACACUACCAGCACCCAGCAGGGGCUAAUGGCUGGACUGCCUUUAAUAGGUGUAAUAACCACAUCACAUAUUUGGGGAUACCUGGCUGACACCAGGGGCAGGAGGAAGAUCCUGUGCGUCUCUAUGACCAUUGGUUUCGUGGCUGGAGCUGCAGCAGCACUAUCUCCCAACUGGAUAGUCCUGAGCAUCCUCAAGUUCUUAUCUUCUGCCGCAGUGUCAGGGUCAUCGGCAAUCGCCCUCGCGCUACUCAGCGAAUGCACACCAGCAUCCAGGAGAAGUACACUGCUGUUACUGACCACCAGUGCGUUCCUGUCCUGCACUGGAAUCAUGGCGAUUCUAUCAAUACCAAUAUUACCUAUGAAGUUCGCAUUCUACAUUCCUUACCUGGACAUCCACUUCAACUCCUGGCGUCUUCUGAACUUGAUCUUCUGCUUGCCGUGUCUCCUGAACGCUUUUGGAGUCGUCUGUGCCUAUGAAAGUCCUAAAUACUUGCUAAGUAAAGGCGAAGACAAGAAAGCCCUAGAAAUAUUGAAGGGAAUCUUUGAAAUGAACAGCGGAAAAAGUGGUGAUCUGUAUCAGGUUAGCUCAGUGGUACUCGACGAGGACAACGCGUCAACAACUUCCAAAGGCUUCUUGGCAACUCUUGCGGCACAGAUCUUCCCGAUGUUCAAACCUCCUCUACUGAAGAACACCUUACUCCUAGGAUUCAUGUUCAUCUUAGUCUUCACUUGCAUCAACUCGUUCAUUGUCUGGCUGCCAUUCAUGGUUGACGCCUUCAUGUCGUCGGUGGAAAAAGGAUUCACUGAAAUGACUAUGUGCGAAAUGAUCAGGCUGGCUAGGAAUUCCACGCAAACUGAAGAGAACACCGCCUGUACGAUGAACCGAACUGCGAUGACGAUGGUGUUUGGGAUCAGCAUCAUGCUAGCGGUUCUGAACGCUGUGGCUAGCGGAGUCAUUAACUUUAUCGGAAAACGGCGGCUGUUCAUAGGCAUCCAGAUUCUAUCAGGAUUGGCAGGUAUCCUGAUCAACGUGAGCUCUAUCUGGCCUCUCAGCGCUGUCCUGUUCAUCAUGCUUCUCACUGACGUCAUCAACUUCGGCUUCCUCUCCGCUUUCGCUGUUGACCUCUACCCUACUUAUGUCAAGGCAAAGGCCGUGUGCCUAAUGGUGAUGCUGGGACGAGGUAGUACUAUACUCGGCAUCAAUGUUCUCAAGAACUUAAUAGAAAACAACUGUGAAGCUGCCUUCUACAUAUUCGGCGGAGUCACUAUUGCUGGUGGUGUCAUCGGUCUACUUCUACCAGCUGAUCCAAGUCUCUUCAAUCAAAAGACUAAAAUAUAGUCUAGUAUUGCCUUAGUACAUCAAAUUGAA
This is a messenger RNA of Manduca sexta (tobacco hornworm), 1689 nucleotides long. Its product is annotated as organic cation/carnitine transporter 7. Gene Ontology annotation, biological process: transmembrane transport. NCBI's taxonomy places the organism in Eukaryota, Metazoa, Arthropoda, Insecta, Lepidoptera, Sphingidae. Gene Ontology annotation, molecular function: transmembrane transporter activity. Bases 157 to 1659 code for a protein of 500 amino acids. The transcript has 12 exons. The record is from RefSeq and is a predicted model, not a curated record.